CAUUUCUUUUACACAUAUGUUGACUCCAAUUGAUUUAGCUCGCUUCGUAAUCAAGAGGAACACACAAGCGUUCUUCGGUACCCCUAACACCGAACAAUACAUACUUAGUGGUCCCAUUAUUUCCCAUGUUUUCUAUUUACAACAUCAAUAAUCACUUCUUAUUGUUCAGAUAUUUUGUUCACUGUAUAUAUGACUGAUGGAAUAGCAAGCAAAGCAUAGUAGGGAACCUGCUGAACUCAGUUACACUUGCGGAAUGGCGCGGAACGCCAUUUUAAAGAUUUUGAGGUUAUUGUAUAUUAAAGGUUAAGUUUUAUCAAAAUAUCAGAACAUAUAAUAUUCAAGCUUUAUAAUGAAGAGGUCGCAUUCUAGACGAGAUAGAGAUGAUUACGAACAUCUCAGACAUCAUUCAAGAGGUCGAAAUCAUGAAAGAGAUCGAGAACGGAAUCGAGACAAAGAUCAUGAGACAGAUAGAGAUAGAGGUAAAGAUAAAGAUAAAGAUAGAGACAGAAAUAGGGAUAGAUAUUACAAUGACAGACAUGGUAGGAAAAAUGAGCAGAGAAAAAACCAUGAUUCUGAAGAAUCAAACACAGAAAUUCGAUCAUAUAAACGACAAGACUUAAAAAGAUCAAAAGAUUAUGAGAAAGAGAACAAAAGAAAACAAGAGAAAGAUAAAGGCAUAGAUACAGAUAUGGGGAAGAAACAAGAAACAAAUACUUCCAAUGAGGCAUUAGAACGGCAAAAUCGAACUGUUGAGUUAUUGACAUCAAGAACAGGUGGUGCUUACAUUCCACCUGCAAAAUUACGUUUGAUGCAAGCUGAGAUCACUGAUAAAUCUGGAGCUGCAUACCAACGUAUUGCAUGGGAAGCUCUUAAAAAAUCUAUACAUGGUCAUAUUAAUAAAGUUAAUAUCAGUAACAUUGGACUUAUCACACGAGAACUUUUGAAAGAAAACAUUGUUAGAGGUAGAGGUUUGCUUGCUCGAUCUAUUAUUCAAGCUCAAGCAGCUUCACCAACUUUUACAUCUGUUUAUGCUGCUCUUACAGCAAUUAUCAAUUCUAAGUUUCCUAAUAUUGGAGAAUUAAUAUUAAAACGUCUUGUAAUACAAUUUAAACGUGGUUUUAGAAGAAAUGACAAACCUCUUUGUAUAUCUUCAGGAACAUUUAUUGCACAUUUAGUAAAUCAAAGAGUAGCACAUGAGAUUUUAGCACUAGAAAUUUUAACUUUAUUAGUAGAAACACCAACAGAUGAUUCAGUAGAAGUGGCAAUUGCAUUUCUAAAAGAAUGUGGUAUGAAAUUAACUGAAGUUUCAAGGAAAGGUAUAGAAGCUAUAUUUGAAAUGUUAAGAAAUAUAUUACAUGAAGGACAAUUGGAUAAAAGAGUACAAUACAUGAUUGAAGUCAUGUUUCAAGUUCGAAAAGAUGGAUUUAAAGAUCACGAAGCUGUUCCAGAUGAGCUUGACCUUGUGGAAGAAGAAAAUCAAUUUACUCAUCUAGUAACAUUGGAUGAGGCAACUGAUUCUCAAGACAUAUUAAAUGUUUUCAAAUUUGAUGCAGAAUAUGUAAAUAAUGAAGAUAAAUAUAAACAGUUGAGUAAAGAAAUUUUAGGUUCAGAUGUUAGUGGUUCGGAAAGCGAAGAGGAUGAUGAAGAAGAAACUUCAGAUGAAGAUAGUAGUACUGCUGUAACAGAAGGAAAAGAAGAUGUAAUUGUAGAUAACACAGAAACAAAUUUAACAGCUCUAAGAAGAACAAUAUAUUUAACAAUACAUUCAUCGCUUGAUUUUGAAGAAUGUGCACAUAAAUUAAUGAAAAUGCAACUAAAACCUGGCCAAGAGACUGAACUUUGCCAUAUGUUUUUAGAUUGUUGUGCUGAAAUGAGAACAUAUGAAAAAUUUUUUGGACUUUUAGCUGGCAGAUUUUGUGCUAUUAAUAAAAUAUAUGUUACACCGUUCGAGCAAAUUUUUCGAGACUCAUACCACACAAUACAUCGUUUAGAUACAAAUAAAUUACGCAAUGUUUCCAAAUUUUUUGCACACUUAUUAUUUACUGACUCAAUAUCUUGGGAAGUGUUGUCUUGUAUAAAAUUAACUGAAGAAGAUACUACAAGUUCUAAUAGAAUAUUUAUUAAAAUUCUAUUUCAAGAACUUUCAGAGUACAUGGGAUUAUCUAAACUCAAUCAACGAGUCAAAGAUGUUACAUUACAACAUGCUUUUGAAGGUUUAUUUCCCAGAGAUGAUCCAAAGAAUACACGUUUUGCUAUAAAUUUUUUUACAUCUAUUGGUUUGGGUGGACUUACGGAUGACUUAAGAGAGCACUUAAAAUCUCAUCCAAAAUCUACAAUAAUUCCUUCUCUGGAACAAAAAACUGAAAGUGCUGUGAAUUCUGAUGAUUCUUCUAGUUCCAGUUCAAGUUCAUCAUCAUCAUCCUCUUCCGCUUCAUCCUCAACCAGUAGUUCCAGUUCAGAUGAUUCUGAUUUAUCUUCAGAUGAACAAUCAAAAAAAGAAAAAAAGAAAACAAAAAAGGAACGAAAAAGAAAACAAAGUAUGAAAGAAAAUAAAAAAAAGCGUAAGAAAAAAGAGAAACAUAAAGCAAAGAAAACUAAAUGAAACUUAUUGUAUAAAUAAUAACCAAUAAAUAUAUUCUUCUUCUACUGGCAGUACAAUUUUUUACAUU
This is a messenger RNA of Megachile rotundata (alfalfa leafcutting bee), 2669 nucleotides long. It is a transcript of the gene ncm, whose product is annotated as pre-mRNA-splicing factor nucampholin. Lineage: Eukaryota; Metazoa; Arthropoda; Insecta; Hymenoptera; Megachilidae. Gene Ontology annotation, molecular function: RNA binding; protein binding. The record is from RefSeq and is a predicted model, not a curated record. Gene Ontology annotation, biological process: mRNA splicing, via spliceosome. Gene Ontology annotation, cellular component: catalytic step 2 spliceosome.